This is a messenger RNA of Cyphellophora europaea CBS 101466, 882 nucleotides long. RefSeq lists its product as uncharacterized. The transcript has a single exon. NCBI's taxonomy places the organism in Eukaryota, Fungi, Ascomycota, Eurotiomycetes, Chaetothyriales, Cyphellophoraceae. The record is from RefSeq and is a predicted model, not a curated record. Gene Ontology annotation, molecular function: catalytic activity. Bases 1 to 882 code for a protein of 293 amino acids.
AUGGCUGCACCAACAAGCACAAUCCUCCCCAAUGGCAUUCACGCCCUCAGUAGCGGCGCCCGCACCAACCCUGCGAUAGUCUGCCUCCCAGGCUGGCCGGAGACCGCCUCGGCCUACCUCCCCCUCCUCCCCCUCCUCUCCCCCGCCCACUUCGUCCUGAUCCUCGACCCACCGGGCCUCGGCGCCUCCGCCCCCUUUCCCACCAGCUACACCACCACCGCGACCGCCACCCACCUCCUUACCGCCAUCCAAGCCGCCCUCGGCCCACACACCCCCUACCACCUAAUCGGCCACGACAUCGGCUCCUGGCUCGCCUUCCCGCUCGCCCACCGCGACUCCCCGCACAUCCUCUCCCUGACGCUCAUGGACUCUUUGAUCCCGGGCCUCGCGCCCCCGCAAUCCUGGCCUUUGCCUUAUGAAGCCAACAUCCGCCUCUGGCAAUUCACCUUCAACGCCCUGCCGGACCUGCCGGAGAUCCUGGUCGAGGGUAAAGAAAAGGAAGUGCUGGACUGGCUCUUCGAUCGCAAGGCCGCGCAUCCGGAGCGCAUCACGCCCGAGCGGAGGGCCGAGUAUGUGAGCGCGUACAGCAAGGAGGGGGGCAUGGCGAGGGGGUUCGCGUACUAUCGCGCCGUGAGCGAGAGUGCGGUGGAGCAUAAGAGGUUGUUGGAGGAGGCCGGGAAGCUCCGGGUGCCGGUGUUGUGUGUGGGGGGAGGGAAUGGGACGGGGGCGACGAUGAGGGACAUUGCCGAGGUGAUUACGACUGAGACGGCGAGGUCGAGGUUCGUGCUGCUGCAGGACUGCGGGCAUUAUGUCAUGGAGGAGCAGCCGGAGCAGUGUGCGGAUGCUAUACUGGAAUUUGUUGGGAGGGUUAAGCAGGAGUAG